AUGAUUACGGCAGCAACCCCAUGGUACGAAACCGCUAUCGACCUAUGGAAUCACAACUUUCCUCGAGUGCUGAAAAAGAUGCACGAAAAGCAUGGUCCCAUUGUGCGAGUAUCUCCCUGGGAGCUCCAUAUUUACGACCCCGACUAUUUCAACAAUGUGUUUGUGACAUCUGCAAAGAGAAGAACUACUAUUGAGCCUCGAGAAGGUCUCUUGAUGGACUCUUUCGCCGGUGAUAUCAUCGGCGAGCUGGCUUGUGGCAAGAAUCCCCAGCUCAUGAAUGGGCAAGAUUUUACGCCUGAAUGGCAAGUACCGGAUAAACUACUACGAAUUGACCUUUUUCCCGGGGUUGACGAGUUGAUUCCAAUCAAGUUGCUGAAAGCUUUGAGCCCCAAGACUGCGAGUUUCUCGAUCAUGGCAGUGCUUGGCGUGACACAAAUCGAAAAGAUCAAAAAAGAGGUAGCACUCCAAGCCAAAGACCAAGCAGAGGAAAGCCAAUCUGUGUUCCACUCUCUGCUGAGGAGUGAUAUGCCCCCGGCCGAGCUUAGUGACAUGCGUCUGUCCGCCGACGCAAUGGCAUUACUCGCUGCGGGAACCGCAACCACAUCUUCUGUUCUCACACUCAUCUCGUUCUACAUCAUCUCCGAACCGCGCAUUAGGAACCGUCUCCGUGAUGAGCUUGGAGUAGCGAUGGCGGGUGUCCCACCCGGAAAAUUGCUUCAAUGGACACAGUUGGAAAAAAUUCCAUAUCUGAACGCGUGCAUUAAGGAAGGAGUUCGAAUUGGGCGCACUUUCAGACGCAAUGGACGAAUUUCGCCCGACCAGGAACUACAGUACAAGGGUUAUACGAUCCCGAAGAAUACACUGGUAUCCAUGUCAUUGUCUUUGCAGCAUGUGGACCCGGCUGUAUUCCCCGAGCCGAACAGAUUCAGACCCGAGCGAUGGCUUGGCGAGUACGACCCACGUAUGGAUGAUUACAUGCAGCCAUUCAGCAAAGGGUCGCGUGACUGCUUGGGAAAGAAUCUUGCACGCGCGGAGCUUUACAUCGCCAUUGGCACCUUGUUCCGCCCUGGCGGUCCUCGCCUAACUAUCAGCGGCUGUGAUGAGUCGGACAUCUUCCCGGUCAACGACAAGGAGUGGGGUGUUCCCAAAACUGACAGCAGAGGCCUCAGUGUCUGUGUGGGCUGA
Molecule: messenger RNA, 1185 nt
Organism: Diaporthe amygdali
Lineage: Eukaryota; Fungi; Ascomycota; Sordariomycetes; Diaporthales; Diaporthaceae
Exons: 9
Coding region: 1-1185 (394 amino acids)
Molecular function (GO): heme binding; oxidoreductase activity, acting on paired donors, with incorporation or reduction of molecular oxygen; iron ion binding
Source: RefSeq, a predicted model, not a curated record